Molecule: messenger RNA, 1314 nt
Organism: Pseudogymnoascus verrucosus
Lineage: Eukaryota; Fungi; Ascomycota; Leotiomycetes; Thelebolales; Thelebolaceae
Exons: 4
Coding region: 238-1194 (318 amino acids)
Source: RefSeq, a predicted model, not a curated record
CCUGCAUACUGCCGCUUUUCACCGCACCCCGCAGUCCCACUUAAAUGGUUAGUGUAAUGCGGGCAGUGGCGGCCCGCAACACAAAUAGCGAGGCUGGGCCAAGGUCAUCCUCCUCUUAGCCUCCGCAUCCUCGAACAUACACAUUAAGAGGUGGCCAUCCAGAUAUAUGCGAAUCUUCCUCUGUACCACCAACUACUUACCUUCCUAUUAUCAGCCGGGCCCCGGCCCAUAAGCUCCAUGAUGGAGCUCGCCACCUUUAUCGCAAGCCGAUGCGAGCAGCUCCAAGCGCCAAGCUACCUAAACUUGUCGCUAUCAAUUCUUAUUCUCGUCGGCAUCCUCGUCUCCUACCUCCCCCAACACUACCGUAUCAUUGCGCGCGGCACCUCCGAAGGCAUAUCACCAUAUUUCAUCCUUCUCGGAACGACAUCCGGAACAAGCGCAUUUGCUAGCAUCCUUGUUCUGCCAGCAUCGAGAGCAGAUGUCGCAUGCUGCAAGACCGUGAGCUCGUUUGAGUGCUUCGCGGGAUUGCUCGGCAUCUUCCAGGUCGGCGUUCAAUGGUUUUGUUUUGCUAUUAUAUUACUCCUCUUCCUCAUAUUCUUCCCGAGAAACCCCGUCCUUCCACAAAGCACGACCGUCAAGGCGCCAACUUGGCGCACCGCUCUUGGCGUCGCAUUCUUAUGUCUUGCCCAUGGCCUACUAGUUAUAUUUGUUAGCGCGUGGUUUCAAUUCUCGCGGCCGAGUUAUCUGGGAACUCUGGCCAAUACUUUGGGCCUCAUGGCUGCAGGCCUGGCCUGUGUGCAAUACUUUCCACAGAUUUGGACGACAUUCCAACUAGGCCAUGUAGGGAGCUUGAGCAUUCCGAUGAUGGUCAUCCAAACUCCUGGUAGCUUUGUAUGGGCAGGCAGCCUUGCAGUAAGGCUCGGGACCGAGGGCUGGAGCAUCUGGGGAGUAUAUCUCGUGACUGGAUGCUUGCAAGGCUGCCUGUUGGUGAUGGGGAUAUACUUUGAACUGCAGGCAAGGAAAACAGGGACCAACUUAGAGUCAGAGGCAACGACGAGUCUUCUGGCUGAUAAUACACCGAGUCUUCAAAAUGAAUUUUUGGAAACCGAUGAUAAUGGAAAUACUGUGAUCGAAAGUGGAGGACUGACUGAAAGGACGCCGCUAUUAUCUAAGCAAUCCAACAAUAUUACAUAGGAUGGACUUAAAUGUUAGAGGCUCUGUAGCCGUAUAUAUUCAAGACUAUUGUUUAAAGCUAUAACGUAUUUCACAUACGAGUGGCGCACCAAAACACUAAAAUCUAACUAUUACUACUAC